AUGGCGGAUCUGAACGGCGCGACGUCUGAUCUGAGGGCGACGUUUCUGGGCGUCUACUCUGCGCUCAAAUCCGAGCUGUUGAAUGAUCCUGCUUUCGAAUGGACCCAAGGUUCGCGUCAAUGGGUCGAGCGGCAUUUUGUGGUAAAUUUUGAAAUGUUAUGUUCAGGGAAGUUAAACCGAGGCCUGUCAGUUAUUGAUAGCUACAAGUUACUUAUAGAAGGAAAAGGCUUAACAGAAGACGAAGAAUUUCUAGCUAGCGCUCUUGGCUGGUGUAUUGAAUGGCUUCAGGCAUAUUUUCUAGUCCUUGAUGACAUUAUGGAUAAUUCUCACACAAGACGUGGUCAGCCAUGCUGGUUCAGACUCCCAAAGAUUGGCUUGAUUGCUGUAAAUGAUGGAAUUAUGCUUCGAAAUCACAUCCCUAGAAUUCUCAAGAAGCACUUCAGAGAAAAGCCUUACUAUGUGGAUCUGCUAGAAUUGUUCAAUGAGGUAGUGGAGUUUCAAACUACUGCAGGACAGAUGAUAGAUUUAAUUACCACUAUUGAAGGAGAAAAGGAUUUGUCAAAAUACUCGUUGCCACUUCAUCGCCGCAUCGUUCAGUAUAAAACUGCUUACUACUCAUUUUACCUUCCGGUCGCAUGUGCUCUGCUGAUGGCGGGUGAGAACCUGGACAAUCAUGUAAAUGCGAAAGAUGUGCUGAUUGAUAUGGGUGUCUACUUUCAAGUACAGGAUGACUACUUGGACUGCUUUGGUGAACCUGAAAAGAUCGGGAAGAUUGGAACAGAUAUUGAGGACUUCAAGUGCUCUUGGCUGGUUGUGAAAGCCCUGGAGCUCUGUAAUGAAGAACAAAAGAAGAUUCUUUACGAGCACUACGGAAAGGAAAAUCCAGCGGAUGUUUCGAAAAUCAAAGCCCUCUACCAUGAACUUAAUCUACAGCGCAUAUUUCUCGAGUACGAAGCUAAGAGCUACGACAGACUCACGAGCUCCAUCGAGGCUAUUCCUAGAAAACCCGUGCAGGCCGUGCUGAAGUCCUUCCUAGCCAAGAUUUACAAGAGGCAGAAAUAA
Molecule: messenger RNA, 1062 nt
Organism: Striga hermonthica
Lineage: Eukaryota; Viridiplantae; Streptophyta; Magnoliopsida; Lamiales; Orobanchaceae
Source: the annotation of a GenBank genome assembly